Schistosoma rodhaini is the source of this 555-nucleotide messenger RNA. Lineage: Eukaryota; Metazoa; Platyhelminthes; Trematoda; Strigeidida; Schistosomatidae. The record is from the annotation of a GenBank genome assembly.
AUGGCUGGUGAACACCCAGAAUUAACAAGGAUAUUAUUAGAUGAACGAGAUCAAUAUCUAGCUCGUUCCAUCUGGGAGGCUACUGGCAUGGAAGAAUAUUUGAAAGCACAAGCAAUAAAGACGAAUUUUACUUCUGAGAUACAUAUUUCAUCAAAUAUUGAAGAGUCUGUGGUGCAACAUCGUAAAAAUAUUGAUCACUCUAAUGACUGUCCCCUGGAUGGAAUCGCUAACAGUUCUGAACAAGAUAAUCUCCUUAAUAACCCCUCUUCUCUGCAUCUGAGUUGUUGUUCACACUGGCCACCGACCAAUAUAUUGCCAAGAGUUGUUGUCGCUGUUGUUGGAAUAGGUCAUGUGGCUGGAAUCCGCAAAGUCUGGUCAACAGUAAACACAAUCAAAAAACAUGAAUUAUGUGUACUACUUGAACCUCCUCUUUCCUGGCGCAUAUUUAAGUGGUCGUUGCGAGGCGUUUUGAUUUCUUUAGUUGCUGGAGUUGUUUAUGGUGCGUAUCGGUGUUCAUUUAUUUUUGGUUCUUUUGUUUAUAAUAGACUUUUGUAA